CAUCCCCUCUCCACCCGCAUCCCCUCCAGAUGGGACACUAUGCGGGAAUGCCUGAACCCCUCCCGCCCGAUGCAACGAUACUUAUACCCGCGCAUACAUCGAUGCAACAAGUUGCUCCGGGGACUGUCGGGCAUUGUGGGAGCUGUAGUUCCGCGGCUCGCAGCACUACAAGUCCCAUCCUCCCGGAGGAGGGAGAAGGAGGAGGCGGUGGCGGAGGAGGAGGAGGAGAGGAGCCGGCACGGCCCAGGCCUGCAGCCCGUGAGGAAGAGCCCCCCGGGGGCGGGCCGCGGCGGCAUGCGGCUCCCCGGCCGGCUCGCCCUGCUCCGCAGCACGCCCCUGGCUGCCCGGCCGCCGGGGAGGCUCCGAGCGGGGCGGGCGGCGGCGCGGCGCGGCUUCUCCCGCGGGCGGCUCGGCGGCACCAUGGCAGAGGAGGCCAAGAGACGGGCCGCCUGCGCCGCCGUGGACAAGCACGUCCAGAACAAUCAAGUUCUCGGGAUCGGAAGCGGUUCUACGAUCGUACACGCGGUGCAUCGAUUAGCUGAGCGGGUUAAAGAGGAAAACCUGACAAUUGUCUGCAUCCCUACAUCUUUUCAGGCCCGUCAGCUGAUCCUGCAGAACGGCUUAACACUAAGUGACUUGGACCGACAUCCAGAGCUCGACGUUGCCAUCGAUGGAGCGGAUGAAGUGGACUCUGACCUCAACCUUAUCAAAGGUGGCGGUGGCUGCUUGACACAGGAGAAGAUAGUUGCAGGAUACGCAAAGUGCUUCAUUGUUAUUGCUGAUUACAGGAAAAAAUCAGAGAACCUUGGGGAGCAGUGGAAGAAAGGAAUUCCGAUUGAAGUCAUCCCCAUGGCUUACGUCCCUGUCACCAGAACCCUGACCAGAAAAUUUGGAGGUGUGGUGGAGCUGCGGAUGGCUGUCAGCAAAGCGGGCCCUGUGGUGACAGACAACGGGAACUUCAUCCUGGACUGGAAGUUUGACAAGGUUCAUCAAUGGAGUGAAGUGAACACCGCUAUAAAAAUGAUACCAGGUGUGGUGGAGACGGGGCUGUUCAUCGACAUGGCCGAGGUGGUGUAUUUUGGGAUGGAGGACGGCUCGGUCAGCGUGAGGGAGAAGCAGCCUCGCUGACAGGGCUCUGCUGGCUCUGCUUUGCCUUCAGCCCAGUUGGAUUCAGCUGUUGUAAAGGUGCCAACCUGAUGUUUUGCCUUAACAAGCAGCGGUUAUCGCAGGAGACCGAUGGGAAGCUGAUCAGAAUCCGCUGAUGUGUUACUGAAUGUCUUUUUUUAAAAAAAAAAACAACAGACAAACGAAAAAAAAAUAGAUUCUAUUUCUAUAUAUAUAUUUUUACUUUACAGGAAUGUUGUCUUUUUUUAAUGAAUCAUUUAAACAAAUUGCUUUAAUGUUUUUAUUUUAUUUUCUAAGAAAUACUUACCAAAAAGAAUAUUCCCUGGUUUUGUGUUUGGGUUGAUUUUUUUUGUUUGUUUGUUUUCUUUUUUUUUUCUUUUUUCUUGAAGAGAACUUGAACCCUUCUGGUUGCUCGCAGGGCUUAAUGAUUGAGGUCAGGAAUACAAUCCUAAUGCAUCAUUCCUAACCACCCUGGCUGGGAGGGUGACGUGCAUAACAGGAGCACAUCCAGUUGGGACCUGCUGAUGCCUUAUUUGGAACCUCUUUGGUUCGGUAUUUUAUGCCUUUUAUUUUUCUAUACUGCUGUUUUUUAAUAGUUCCGGAUGUCUGGUUGUCCUCUGUGCACAUGACAAUUCUCUGAGCCUAGGGUGGUCUCUACAUCCCCCUCUCUGGGACACUGAUAAGGGCCUUUUCCUGGCCUCUAUAUGGAGGAGACUCUCAUCCUUUGAGCCAAAUUCUGCUCUCAUUGAUUCAGUACCUCUGAUUAAAGUCUGUCCUGUAGCUGGAGAUGUUUGGGACUUAAUCCUUGUAAACAGAGAGCAGAAGUGGGUCCUUGAUGAAGUUUACAGGAGCGUAUUUUAAUAGCUUAGGGCAGCGUGGAAAACUGUUCAGGGGCAAAUGAUUUGGUUUGGAAUGAAGGUUAAUUAUCACCCCUCACAGCUGGUUGAUUUGUGGAAGGAUGCAGCAGAACGCACAGGAAAACGGAGUCUUCCUGCCUCAAUUUUCCACAUGUAGCAGGAGAGAGACACUCGUUAAAUAUCUCUUUUUCAGUGUGUAGGUGCUUUGCAUGGUUCUGAUGUCGAAAUGCAAGCCCUCUUUUUGUGUUUUAGACACUGAAAUAAAAGAGCUCUUAUACCAGA
Messenger RNA from Empidonax traillii (willow flycatcher), 2264 nucleotides. It is a transcript of the gene RPIA, whose product is annotated as ribose 5-phosphate isomerase A. Lineage: Eukaryota; Metazoa; Chordata; Aves; Passeriformes; Tyrannidae. The record is from RefSeq and is a predicted model, not a curated record. Gene Ontology annotation, cellular component: intracellular membrane-bounded organelle. Gene Ontology annotation, molecular function: ribose-5-phosphate isomerase activity. Gene Ontology annotation, biological process: D-ribose metabolic process; pentose-phosphate shunt, non-oxidative branch.